AUGCCGUGCUUCUAUGAACUGCGCAUGUUAAGGCUCUUUGAGCAGUAUGAACUGUCCGACAACGCAAGAACAAUGUUCAAAGCACUUGAGGAAUUCAAGACGGCUAGAAUUGAUGAGGCAGCACUUGGACGUUUGAUUCGCCUAUCACCCAAUAAUCGAGCGGCUCUUCUUAACACCAUGGUGAAAUGUGCGGCUAUCAUGAAGGACAAGCCCAAAGAGAGCAAAUAUUGUCUCGAUAUUAUCACCAGCUGCGGAAGCAUGCUCGAGAUCGCCGAUAGGCCCCCUCAGGAAGUUGGCUUCCCGGGAUUUCUCAAACUCCCACGGGAAAUACGCGACCGUAUCUAUGAUCUUUAUUUGAAAAACCACCGCGGAGCGCCAUAUCUCAUUCCCCACCCUAAGAGCGGCAGCUGUGCAUGUGCGCCACACGAGUCACACCCAUACUCAAGAUUCAAUCCUGUACAACUGGCCCUGGGUCGCACCUCUAAGCAAGUCAGCAAUGAGCUACUGACUUGCUUCUACCGCAAACGGACUUUUUACUUUCCUUGUGCGUGUGAGAUGAACUACCACCUAACCAACAAUGUCUUGCUGAAAACUGCAUUGAUGCACGUUAUGUUUCAUUGGUGUGGCGAGCUUGCAGAUGUGGGUAUCCGUCAACUGCAGAAUAUGAAUCAGCUUGAGACGUUGACUGUUGUUAUAUCUAAAACUACUUCUCGACUGCUCACCGAAAGGGAGCAUACGAUUCGCCAGUUCUUUGGCACAAGGCGUAACUCCCAGGGAUUUCUCACUGAAUCCCUCGGCUGGGAAGAAUUGAUCGAGAUCCGUGGCUUGAAGAAGGUCAGGGUAGAGCAUGUCGAUAAGCGUAAGGCCGACAGACGGACUGAUGGAGACCGACGCAGUCUUGAGAAUAUGCUGGUUUCCUAUCUCUUGCGCCCUGCCAAGGAUGACCAAUAAAGAAUUUGAGUGAGACUGCAGAGCGGACUUGCGACUACAGUGGAUAGAUGACUAUUCACAAAAUGGAUGUUACUUACCAUCAGAGAUGGGUAAUGUGACGAGAGCAAGAUGAACGGUUGCCUGUAGCACCUGGUGUGCUUCCCGGGCCCGUAUCAAGGACUCAAUUAUUGAGGAAAUUAUAGUGUUAAGCAUGAGAUGGAUUUUAAAGAAGGGGAUACUGCGUUGCUUUUUUCUUAUGACUGAUGAACAAAAGCCAAGCUUUGUGGCACUUACAUAACCCAUUUAGGCAUACCUCAAUCUGAAACCCACAGAUCAGAAUGAAGAGGUGCACUACUGCCGUGCAGUAUUAGAUAGCUAGAUGAGGACAAUGAUACACAGACCUGAACCAAAAGCUAGUGAACCUAUUGCCAAAACACGUUUAUAUAGUAGUGAUUAACCAUAUGAGCUUCCUGUUACCUAGACUCAGCAUGAUACCUGUUACAUACAUAUACAUGUAUACAGGAUGUGGAUAUAGCCUGCAUAAGCGUUUCGGCGGCUCAGUGUGGAUAGGUAUGUGAAGAGGCUUAUUAUGUGUGUUGGGGAAGGCGUAGAAUGUGCAUUCCAUGCUGAUCUGUUUGUUCUAGAAGGACCCUAAACGUCCUUGGCCAUCUUGGGAGGGAGGUGUCAACUAAAUGCAGGCCAACAUG
Messenger RNA from Xylaria bambusicola, 1637 nucleotides. RefSeq lists its product as uncharacterized. Lineage: Eukaryota; Fungi; Ascomycota; Sordariomycetes; Xylariales; Xylariaceae. Bases 1 to 951 code for a protein of 316 amino acids. The record is from RefSeq and is a predicted model, not a curated record. The transcript has 4 exons.